This is a messenger RNA of Adineta steineri, 487 nucleotides long. Lineage: Eukaryota; Metazoa; Rotifera; Eurotatoria; Adinetida; Adinetidae. The record is from the annotation of a GenBank genome assembly.
AUGGACUCGGUAGUAGUGUCUACGAAAUCACAUGUAUUACAAUGGGAUGCCGAUGCUGUUGUUGCUUGGCUUCAUGAAUCAAAUUUUGGUGCAUUUGAAAAAGUUUUUCGAGAUAAUGAAAUCGAUGGUCCAACCCUUCUUAAACUUAGUGAAUCAAUGGUUGUUCGUCUUUUUCCAACUAUAAAACUUGAAGUACAAUUUCUUGAUUUAUUACAAUCACUUAAACAACGAAAUAUUAGUGAUAAUAAUUCAAAAAAAACAUUAGCUUCAUCAUCUAAUAUAACAAAUGGUCAUAAUGGAAAUCGACAUUCAGCAGCACAUCAAAUUGCUGCUCAUGUUAUUGCAUCAACAUCAUUUGAUAAUGGUAUAGAUCAUUCAUCGAAUUCUAAUUCACCAAUACCAUCAGCUACAAAUGGUCAUCAUCAUCCUCGUGUAUCUUAUUCAGAACGUUCACAAAUUCCACAACGUCUUACACCAAAAGGAGGUC